UAGUCAAGAUCUUAUCAAUCUUUGUAUCUGUUUUCUUGACUUCAGGUGUUUUGUGAUUCUUAUCUCCUUCUUGUCAUUUUUGUCUUUUGUAGAAAGGGAAUCUCCGCAUCGGGUUCAACCCCGAAUUGGCUCAAGACCACCGCGCUCGAGCUCGAUGUUUUUCAAUCGAAGAAAUAUUACAUAGAUGCUGAGUUAAGAGACACAGCUUGUGUGUCUGACAUUAGGGAGGCCCUUGCAUCAGCCAAAAGAGGAUACCCAUAAGUAUACUGAGCUUGUUCAAAUACUGAACACUCAAAACAAAUCUCAUGUCGAUGUUGUUGCACAGCAAGAGACACUCUUGAAAUUUCUAUCACGCUCUGUUACUUUCUUAGAUGCUGCUCACCAUGAAGAGCUUCUUAUUCGUAUUCUUGGAAUGAAAAUUUGGGAUCACCCACCUAAUGUAGUAUAUGCAUUGCUGGAGCUAAUUAUAUCACUGGCCACUACUAGGGGAAAGUAUCUGAAUUGUUGUUUGGAGAUGCUCAUAUUUAAUUUACUCUCGCAACCCCACAUACUCAAUAAGAAGAUGCGGGAAGUUCCUUCCUUGGUGCACUCUGCUCUUCACAAGAUUUCUUAUUUAGUUCCCCCGGCUCCCUCUCAAAUACUUUACAUACUCGUCAAGAGAAUGCCUAACAUAUACAACAAAGGCCAUGGUUUAGUGACAUAUGUGGAUGCCUCGUUGAAGUUGGAGAACAGCUCAAUCGGAAAGGUUGUUGGCGACCGGAUCCUUAGGGUGAUAAUGCUGAGGUUGCUAGAUCUUGAUGUGGAAAUUGAGCGGGAUGAUAUUCCCCAAGAUGACUCCACUUUAGGCUUGUUUGAUAUGGAACUUGAAGUUGCAGUUGAAGAGACCAUGAAUGAAGGAGAGGAGUGUCCAGUGCAGUCUCUAAAUCAGAAUUAUUCAAAAGUCUCCGAGUUGCUGGACAAAUUAAUGGUCCUAUCUUUUGAGCAUCUUGAAUCCUGUCAAAAUGCUGGUCGUCUGGAUGAGGUGUUUGAAAUUCUUUUCGACUUGUUUGAGAACUUAAUUCUGACGACGUGCAAACCAAAAUUUCCACAGUUCCUGUUGUUCUAUGCGUGCUCACUAGAUCCUGAAGAUUGUGGUGUGAAAUUUGCCAGUAAGCUGUUGGCCAUAUUUCUCUCCAGCAACAAAGAUCGAGUUACUAGGACGAAUGCAGUGGAUUAUCUAGCCAGCUACUUGUCUCGUGGAAAGUUUUUGCAUGCUUCUUUUGUGGCUAGAAUUUUAAAAAGACUGGUGGAUGAGUGUGCGGAUUACUGCAGAACAUACAAUGUUGGUGCUUCUUCUGGCCAUCUAGUUUUCUAUUCUGGAUGUCAGGCAAUCAUGUACGUGCUAUGCUUCCGAAUGAGAUCAAUCCUAGAUGUUCCUCGCUUCCAGUUGCUGCUUACACCGCUGGAGUCGGUUUUAUCUCACAAACUAAACCCGUUGAAGGAGUGCAAUCCAUAUGUAGUUUCUGAGUUCCUUAAACAAGCCAAAGCUGGUGGUCUGUUCAUUGUCUCGGAAGCCUUCAUUUUCGGUGACCUACCUGAGUCUGAGACCUCUCGUGCUUUUGGUGGCUUCUUCUCCUUCGACCCGUGCUUGUUCAAAAUCUCCAACAGCUUUAUCUCUCCGAACUUUAUAUACUGGUCAAUGGUGAAAAGGACUCAUGACGAAGAUGAAGCUUUUGCGGAAGUCAUAGUGUCUGGAGAUACAGACAAUGAUGAGGACUACGAUGAUGACCCCGUUCUUGAUAACGACGUGAAGAGGAUGUCUAUAACUCCUAAGCAGUCUUACAUGCGGGACACAUGGAGACUCUCGAAGAUGCCUUCGAGAAUCAGACCAUCAACAAGUCCAAGCCAAUCCCUCUGACCCCAGUGGAGCGCCUCUUAUUUAAAUGUUUUUGCAAUAUGUGUUUUGAGUUUUCAAGUUGACCCCCUUUUUUUUUGCCUUAUUUUGUGUGUACUUUGGCUUUAUAAAACCUUUAAAUCGGUUCAGUUUAAGAAAUGUCAAUCACAUCAUACGUUUUUUUUUCUUUUAUUUAUUUUUUUUUC
This is a messenger RNA of Brassica napus (rape), 2079 nucleotides long. RefSeq names its product RNA polymerase I-specific transcription initiation factor rrn3-like. The transcript is spliced from 16 exons. Gene Ontology annotation, molecular function: RNA polymerase I core binding; RNA polymerase I general transcription initiation factor activity. The record is from RefSeq and is a predicted model, not a curated record. Gene Ontology annotation, biological process: transcription initiation at RNA polymerase I promoter. Bases 413 to 1897 code for a protein of 494 amino acids. Lineage: Eukaryota; Viridiplantae; Streptophyta; Magnoliopsida; Brassicales; Brassicaceae. Gene Ontology annotation, cellular component: nucleus.